Messenger RNA from Phragmites australis (common reed), 608 nucleotides. Its product is annotated as 18.8 kDa class V heat shock protein-like. Gene Ontology annotation, biological process: response to heat; protein folding; response to salt stress. NCBI's taxonomy places the organism in Eukaryota, Viridiplantae, Streptophyta, Magnoliopsida, Poales, Poaceae. Bases 82 to 501 code for a protein of 139 amino acids. The record is from RefSeq and is a predicted model, not a curated record. The transcript has 2 exons.
UGCUAUUUAAAAGCAGAGGCUGACCGAUUAAGGAGCAAAAAAAACAGCAGCCAAAGAUUCCGUUCACCUCGCUUGCUCGCUAUGGAUUAUUACCCGAUGGAGGAGGAGGUGCACCAUCCAUGGCAGUGGCAGUGGCGCCUCUCCCUCCUGUCUUCUCCUCUCCGGCAGGCCAACCAUGUCAGCUGGGAGGAGACCGCUGCCGCGCACCUCUUCUCCGCCAACCUCCCCGGCGUGAGGAAGGAGGAGAUCAGGGUGGAGGUGGAGGACGCGAGGUACCUCGCCAUCCGCACCGAGCUGGACGAGGGCGAGGGCGACGGCCGCCGGAGGAGCUUCAGCAGAAAGUUCCGGCUGCCAGGGAUGGUGGACGUCGACGGCAUCUCGGCGGAGUACACCCAGGGCGUGCUGACCGUGACGGUCCCAAGGAUGCACACGCUGGCCCGGCCCGUCGUCGACGUCGUCGGCCCUGGCCCGGCCCGUGACUCUGUGGCACGGGCUGCCUGAAUUGAUUUAUAAUAGUCAUUUCAAAAGAAGUAUUGAUUUCGUUUGUGAACUUAGAGAUUGAUGAUUUAUCUGAAUUUAUCAGACGUCCAGACGGUGGUACUAGUAUU